GCUAGUUCCGCCUCCAGCUGGAUUGGUCAUCCUGUUCAGCUACAGCAGGAAAGUUCUUUAAACUUUCGCUUCCGGCACCAGCGGAAGAAACAAGAUAGAAAUCCGAGUGAAAGGAUUAGCAAACAAUUACUCGUGAGGGAUGUUUGGUUGUGCCUUGUAUCUUGCAGAUCCAUUUUGGUAAAAUGUUUGAAAGUUUGCCUCCAGAAGGUGGUAGAUGUCAACACAAUGUCAGACUGGUCAACAAUCACUGGACAGUUGUGUGAGCCAAAGGUUUGACACGGAGAUCACUAAGAACGAUUGACGUUUGUAAGGAAACCAUUGUUGCAGUUUGUACAGGCAUCAAACCUUUGGUGAACCCAUCAUUAUGCCAAAACAAAUGGAGAUGAUCAACUUGUCAUUCCUGACAGAUAAAGAAAAGGAAGCAAUAAUCAUGGUUCUCAUCCGAGAUGAAAAGUUGCGUUCAUAUGAGGAAAAGCGAAUAAGAAAACUGAAGAGUGAGCUGCUAGAAAUACGGCGUAAAGGAGCGAAACGUGGCAGUCGGGAUUACAGUGACAAGACCUGUGCCCGAUGUCAGAACACACUUGGUCGCUUUGUUAAGAGUGGAAAUGUGUGCAAGCAGUGUAACCACCUGGUGUGUAAGGAAUGUGGUGUUACAGAUGUAGAUGGAAGAUGGAAAUGCAAUGUGUGCAUCAAGGAGGAAAAACUAAAGAAACAAACUGGAGAUUGGUUCUUUGAAUCCCGAGCAAAAAGACACAGUACUGAUUUUGGUAGCGAUAUAAUCAGAGCAUCGUUAAAGAGGAAAUAUGCCUUAAAUAAGCGCGAGACAACAGGACAGGCAUUGCUACAGAAGGCAUUGGCCAAUGAUGCAAAUGCAAAUAUCGCUGCACAGGGAAGGCAGAAGACCUCUCAGGAUGAAAGUAGAGUUUCCAGCAACUACUCUGAAACCCCAGAGGGUUCUGAGCAACCAAGUGACACAGAAUCCACGGGACGUGUCAGCGUUAGCAGCUACAAGAGUGACUCGCAAUCUCCCUCCAAGCACAACACACCUAACAAUUCCAGGCGGAGUUCCUUAACCGAAAGCAAUGCUGGUAAUAUUAAUGAAUGUGCUGUUUCCAAGCCCGCAAAUAGUGGCAGCAUGACACUUCCAGCCACAUUAAAGUCACCCACAGGCAACAAACUCAACACACAAUCUGACUUGGAUAAGGAAACUGUCUCAAAAAGAUACAGUAAAGUUUCAACUGAUGAAAGUGCUUCAGAGAACCUGUUUAAAAAGAAUACAAAAAGCAUUCUGAAGCCUGCAGAGCAUAGUAAAUCUGUGGUGGACCUUCGCAUAUCAGAUUCUGCAAAUGUGGAUGAUUCCAUGGGAGACCGUAGUCAGUCAGUUCCAGGUCUCAAUGUGGAUCAGGAGGAAGAGGACAUUGAUAAACUGGUGAAAAUUCACCGUCUGACAAAUGCUCGCCAAAGCCUCAAGAGUGGCACUUCAGUUAGUACAAUAGGCAGCAUGGUCAGCAUCUACAGUGAAGCAGGUGACUAUGGCAAUGUCACAGUUACUGGGGAGAUCAUCUUCCUUUUAAAUUAUGACCAAAAGAAACAAACACUUAAUAUACUUGUGAAGGAAUGUCGUAACCUGGCUUAUGGUGAUGAGAACAAGAGAAGAUCGAACCCCUACGUGAAGUCUUAUCUGCUACCAGAUAAAUCCCGACAAAGUAAACGAAAGACCAUGGUUAAACGUAACACAACUGAUCCAGUUUACAAUGAAACCCUAAGGUAUGACAUCGCUGAGUCACAGCUAAUUAUGAGGACGUUGCAACUUUCUGUAUGGCAUUACGAUCGCUUUGGGCGCAACACUUUUCUGGGAGAGGUAGACCUCUCAUUGGAUAUUUGGAACUUCAACAGUGAGUCUGAGGAGUGCCUUCCUCUUCAUGGUAAGGCAAAUGCAGAGACUGGUGUUAUCCCUCCAUAUAAAGGGGAAAUGGUACUUUCAAUAAAAUAUAUUCCAAAUGCCAAAAAUGUUGCUGUUGACAAAACUAAAGGAAAGAAAACCACAAGGCUAGCAGAGAGUGGGGAACUACAUGUGUGGAUUAAGGAAGCCAAGAACCUUACACCGAUGAAAGUUGGAGGGACGUCAGACACUUUUGUCAAAGGGUAUAUGCUACCAUUCAGAACCAAGACUUCUAAACGGAAAACCCCUGUAGUGAAGAAGACGUUGAAUCCUCACUAUAACCACACCUUUGUGUACACUGGUAUAAAGCUUGAGGACUUGCAGCACAUUUGCCUGGAGCUGACCAUCUGGGAUAGAGAACCCUUGUCCAGCAAUGAUUUUCUUGGAGGAGUUCGCCUUGGAGCUGGAAAUGGAAUUAGCAAUGGACAACAUGUGGACUGGAUGGAUUCAACAGGGGAGGAGAGCAACAUUUGGCGGAGGAUGACCCAGUAUCCUGGUUCAUGGGUUGAAGGAACACUAUUGCUUCGUCCACACAUGACUGGGCACAGCUAGUCAGGGAACAACAUAGAAAUUUACUUCCACACAGUACAUCCUAAAUGCAAAUAGAAAAUUGGUCAAGUUCCCUAGCAUUACAACACAUCAAAAGCAUAUUCUUUCCCAAAGAGCAACAAAAUCUCUAUUACAUGAGCAUUUGCUGCAGGAGUGGAGGGAAUAUCUUAGAUUAGAAACAGACCUGAUUAAUUUCAGGAAUUCAUAGGAGCAAGAAUGACAACUUAGUCAGAUCUAAACCGAGUACAAUGUCAAAAGGUGAAGGAGAAAAGGAGAAGAGAAAGUUUUAUGUUAAGAAAAUUGAUGAGUACAUUUUAAAAAUGCUUAUCUUGCAGCAUAUAUUCAUUUGUUUAUGCUUCUUUUUCUUAUCAUGCUUAAUAACCCAGAGCAGUAAUGAAGGUGACAGUAGUGAAAAGUGUCCCAUUCUUUCAGAUUGUCAGAUAUGGAUCUCCCAUUCAGAUAUUAAGGUUUUGGCUUUUCAUUCAAACUACUGCUAUACUUUGCUGCUUUGGUUUUGUUGCAAGAAAUUUCUAGUUGGUUACUUGUUUAAGACCUAAACAUUUGUAGUAUUCCCUCAUUUUUCAGAAAACCAGCUGUUCCCUGCACACUUAAUUUUAAUCAGCCCAUGUACAGCUGUUAUUCCACACCUCUGGAGCAGGUGGGACUUGAACCCAGGCCCCUGGUAGGGACGUUACCACUGUGCCACAAGAGCCCUACUCUAUGUCAAACUCUUGAUGUCAGCAUUCAUUUUGGAUUGGACAAUCGGGAUUAAAUCAUUGCCUCCUCUUCCCCUAAUUACACAUAUUGCCACAGGAUUGUGAAGCUAACAUCACUUUUGCAGGCACUCACCAAACAGUCAAACAUAAGCAAAAUAGCACACUAACAAUGAAAGGCUUAGUUUCUCAAGUUGACUUAGACUCAAAAACAGAGAUCAUAAUAUGUUUAGUUUCAAUCUAAAGAUAUUCACAUUAAAGGGGCAUAACAAGUAGUUAAGGAAGACAUUUAUUUGGAAUAUUCUACACUAAUUUACUAAUCACAUGGAACACUACUACACAGGAGUAGAUUAUGUAAGGUUGACUUGGGCGAUGAAACCGGUCACAGUAACAGCAAAUUUAACAUACUAUAAAACUGAGCUCCUUACAAACAUGCUAUUUAGUUACAAGUGUAUGAUAUUCCUAUUUUAAUGAAGAUGUAUACAUUCAAAUAAAUUCACACCUUGUAAAAAAAGCAGGAAUCUUUCAGAUAGAAUGAAAUUUUUGUUGUGAUUUAACCCCUGUGUUUCUUCCAUCUUCCAAGUCUUAGUACUAACUGCUGUACAUUUUCUCGGUUGAUAAUGAGGUCCAUGGUCAACUUUCAUGCCUUAAAUAAAGCAACAGUUAUUGGUUUGGUCUGGCAUAGGUCUUUUAUUCUAUUCCCUCCCAGCAUCUCUACUUGUGCUCUCCAGUGGCCUCUGGGGUACUCAAGAAAUGAAGACGAAGACUAAAAUUAAAAUUAUACCCAUCACAACGGAUAUUCUUACAUUGCCAAUAUAAAUCCUAACCUUAUAGCAGUUCACAGAUUUUGGAUAAUCUUAACAGAAAAAUUAUCAAAAACAUGGUACAAAUGAUUUAUAUCAACAGCUGCAUGACCUACAAGGUAGAGCUUGUAAAUGUAAUGUUUCAGAAAGGAAAUUAUUAUGAUGCAAUUACUUAAUGAAAUCUCAACCGGCUAAAAGAUCAAACAGGACUCUAACUACAGCAACUUAUGUCUUUCAGAAGAAAUGUGAUAGAUCUUUAAGGGAUAAUGUUAAUGAUGUCAUCACUGAAUCUUGUCUUAGUCUCCAUCUUACUGAAUAGUCUUACAGCAUGAUACACUGAGGGAAGCAUGCAGUAUUGCUUAGCUUGACUUCAGACACAGAAGUGCCUGUGACUGUAGCAUAUGUAUGGAGAUGCCAGUGCAACAAUAAAAGUUAAUCAAGUUUUCAAAAAUGA
Molecule: messenger RNA, 4461 nt
Organism: Hemiscyllium ocellatum (epaulette shark)
Lineage: Eukaryota; Metazoa; Chordata; Chondrichthyes; Orectolobiformes; Hemiscylliidae
Gene: sytl4
Product: synaptotagmin-like 4
Exons: 18
Coding region: 365-2494 (709 amino acids)
Biological process (GO): intracellular protein transport; exocytosis
Cellular component (GO): exocytic vesicle; plasma membrane
Molecular function (GO): neurexin family protein binding; phospholipid binding; small GTPase binding
Source: RefSeq, a predicted model, not a curated record